Molecule: messenger RNA, 7518 nt
Organism: Nothobranchius furzeri (turquoise killifish)
Lineage: Eukaryota; Metazoa; Chordata; Actinopteri; Cyprinodontiformes; Nothobranchiidae
Gene: lrrc8aa
Product: leucine rich repeat containing 8 VRAC subunit Aa
Molecular function (GO): protein binding
Source: RefSeq, a predicted model, not a curated record
CCUGUUUUGUUCUACCGCGGCAGUAGUGCCUCCUCCUGGCUGAGUCGUCCUGCCUUCUGGUUUUUCUUUUCUCUCCGGAGGCUCCGGCCUGGUGCUCCAGUCUUUGGGAGCCGUCCGAGAAAUGUGUCGCCCGUGUGUGGAGAAGGAGAGAGAUACCAGUUUUAAAAAGAACAGAUAAACCAUCAUGAUUCCAAUCACUGAGCUCCGGUACUUUGCCGACACCCAGCCAGCAUACCGAAUCCUGAAGCCAUGGUGGGACGUUUUCACAGACUACCUCUCGAUCAUCAUGCUGAUGAUCGCAGUGUUCGGUGGGACGCUGCAAGUCACGCAGGACAAGAUGAUUUGCCUGCCCUGCAAGUGGGUUGUCAACAUGUCAUGCGAGACCAAGCCCAUCUCCAACAUAACCCUCCUUUAUCCACCAGAACCCAAGGGCAUUCAGAACGACCUGGACCGACAUCAGUAUAACUUUGUAGACGCCGUCUGCUACGAGAACAAACUCCACUGGUUUGCCAAAUAUUUUCCUUAUCUGGUGCUGCUCCACACCCUCAUCUUCCUGGCCUGUAGCAACUUCUGGUUCAAGUUCCCCCGCACAAGCUCUAAACUAGAGCACUUUGUCUCCAUCCUCCUCAAGUGCUUCGACUCCCCGUGGACAACAAGAGCUUUGUCUGAGACCGUGGUGGAGGAGAGCGACCCUAAACCGGUGGGGAAGACGAAUGGCUCCAUGGACAAGAAGACCUCGAGUGUGAGCGAGGACGUUGAGGCCAGUGUGCCCAUGCUCCAGCGAACAAAGUCCAGGAUCGAGCAGGGCAUUGUGGAUCGCUCAGAAACUGGUGUUUUAGAUAAAAAGGAAGGAGAGCAGGCCAAAGCGCUCUUUGAGAAGGUCAAGAAGUUCAGGAUCCACGUUGAGGAAGGAGAUAUAGUCUACCGCCUUUACAUACGCCAGACUAUCAUUAAAGUCAUAAAGUUUAUACUGAUAAUUAGCUACACUGCCUAUUACGUCAGGUACAUCAGGUUCAGUGUAGUGUGUCCGGUGAACAUUGAGAAACUAACGGGGUAUAGCAUGUUUUAUUGUGCUCAUCCAUUAGCAACUCUUUUUAAGAUUUUGGCCUGUUUUUACAUCAGCUUAGUCGUGGUCUAUGGUCUCAUCUGCAUGUACACCCUUUGUUGGAUGCUCAGACGCUCCCUGAAACGAUACUCCUUCGAGUCAAUCCGUGAGGAAAGCAGCUAUAGCGACAUCCCUGACGUGAAGAAUGACUUUGCCUUCAUGCUUCACAUGAUAGAUCAGUAUGAUCCUCUGUACUCAAAGCGCUUUGCUGUGUUUCUGUCAGAGGUCAGCGAGAACAAACUGAGGCAACUGAACUUAAACAAUGAGUGGACACUGGAGAAGCUAAGGCAGCGUAUCACUAAGAACUCCCAAGAGAAACUGGAACUUCACCUCUUCAUGCUCAGUGGGAUCCCAGACACAGUGUUCGAUCUGGUGGAGCUAGAGGUGCUCAAGCUGGAGCUCAUCCCAGAUGUGACUAUUCCUCCCAUCAUUGCUCAGCUUUCCAGCCUAAAGGAGAUGUGGCUCUACCACACUCCCGCUAAAAUCGAGGCUCCAGCUCUGGCAUUCCUGAGAGAAAACCUUAAGUCGCUCCACAUCAAGUUCACUGAUAUCAAGGAGAUCCCACUGUGGAUCUACAGCUUGAAGAACCUCAGUGAGCUGCACCUAACUGGGAACCUGAGUGCUGAGAACAAUCGUUUUAUUGUCAUUGAUGGUCUCAGAGAGCUCAAAAGUCUCAAAGUGCUGCGUCUGAAAAGCAACCUGACCAAACUUCCGCAGGUGGUCACCGACGUGGGUGUGCACCUUCAGAAGCUUUCCAUCAACAACGAGGGCACCAAGCUGAUGGUGCUAAACAGCCUCAAGAAAAUGGUUAACCUGACAGAACUCGAGCUUGUUCGCUGCGACCUUGAACGCAUCCCGCACUCCAUCUUCAGUUUGCACAACCUGCAGGAGAUCGACCUGAAGGAUAACAACCUGAAGACGAUAGAGGAGAUCAUCAGUUUUCAGCACCUGCACCGCCUCGUGUGCCUGAAGCUCUGGUACAACCAGAUCGCUUACAUCCCGAUUCAGAUCGGAACGCUGACCAACAUGGAGAGGCUUUACCUCAACAGAAACAAGAUCGAGAAGAUACCCAGCCAGCUCUUCUUCUGCCGCAAGUUACGCUUCUUGGACCUGAGUCACAACAAUCUGACUAGCAUCCACCCUGAUGUGGGCUUCCUCCAGAACCUUCAGUACUUUGCUGUGACAGCAAACAGGAUCGAAACAUUGCCCCCUGAACUGUUCCAGUGUAAGAAGCUUCGCACUCUGAAUCUGGGGAACAACUGCUUACAGACGCUGCCGUCGCGCUUCGGCGAGCUCACUGGGCUGACCCAGCUGGAGCUGAGGGGCAACCGGCUAGAGUGCCUCCCAGUGGAGCUCGGCGAGUGCAGGCUGUUGAAGAGGAGCGGCCUGGUGGUGGAGGAGGACCUGUUCAACACGCUGCCAACAGAAGUCAAAGAGCAGCUCUGGAGGGCCGAUAAAGAGCAAGCUUGAUCCAAACUCCUGCAGAGAGGAAACAUAAUCCUGGAGGUUUGUUCAUAGCUAGACAAAAGAAGGAGCACUGCUGACCAUGCAGGCAAAGAAAAAGUGACCAUUUGGUAUUUGUUUGGUGAACUGGCAGGACCAGCAAAUGUAAGGACAUCACAGAUCUCCACAUUGCAUAUGAUUUCUUUUGUGCUCCUAAGGAUAUGGCUCAUAACCCACCCCUGAAGUCGGAUUUAGUUUAGAAACUGCAAAAAAUGCUGGUAGUAUAUGAAUAUGCAUGCCACAGAAGGAGACAUCUUUGCAGGACUCAGCUGGACGAACUGAACAUUUUCAGAGCAGCACCUGCCUCUCCUCUGGCCUUCAGACUUUAGGAGAAGUUUUGACACUUUCAGCGCAGUAUUAAGUAAAACAUGCUUCUCCUCGUAGCCGAUCUGUUGAGGCAUGUGCUCUUUUCUUCAGGUUCCCUUUACUCUGCUCAGAGGCAUAUUUUAUCAUGCACCCAAAAGUCUCUGGUGAUGACUAGAAAAACACCCCACAGUUCAAUCCUUAAUGCUGGAGAACUUUACAGAACUGCUGUCAGAAGUCACGGGCACAAACUCUUAAGUCAAUAAACACCAUGCUCAUUCUAACUCCAUCAUGUGUGGCCAACUGUUACCUGCACGUGGAGCAGAGUUUCUGCAUCACCUAACAUCAUGUUUACUUAAGCAUGUGAAACAAGCUUCUAUUUUACAUGGCUGAAGCUUUCACAGUAUAAACACGUCUUAAUGGGCUGUUGUACUUUGGGAUAGAAACACAAGCUGAAUGCAUAUUUGGACUUUAGAGACACUGUGAAUAAGGUAUUUCUUAAGCCAAUGCUUGUGUUGUGGCCAAGUGUAUUAAGUGACCUUUUUUUUCCUCUCAGAGCUUAUUAAUUUUGCUUGAACCACACACUGAGAUAAAAUGAGCUUUCCCUGUAUCAAAUCCACAAAAAUACUAACGUUAUGAGAAUGUCAGUAUAUUGUUUUGGUUUUAAAUAUAGGCAAGCUUGCACAAGCCAAGCAUUUAACAGGUCGGUGAUCUACACUUUGAUCAUUACAUUAAGGUAAUUUUUGUUUAAACAUUAUUUGUGGCAUGUUUGUAAGAUCUGUUUUCAAGGAUCAGUCAAAAAAAGACAAUCUUACACAAAAUACUCGAAUAAAGCAAUCACGAAGAACAUUUCAGUGAAUUUCAAAAGCAAAAACCUAGGGCAGAAGCAAAGUCAAGGUGCUCUAUAGCAAAGAUGAACCAAAUCAGGCCGUUCUGAAUAAAAGAAGGGCUGCCACAAAUGACAGUUGUUGACAAUUAAGUUGACUAAUCUUGUCAUUCAUAAGUAUAGCUUAUUGCGCUAGGAUGCUCCAAUAUACCCACCAUUAGCUUCUAGUGUGAUCAGCUAUGUGCCAUAUAAUAAUAAAGACAAGAUGGUAGCUUAUUAAACAACUUUUAAUUAACAUUGUAACUUGUUAAAUCGAGUCAAAUCGAGGUAGGCGCCUAAAAAAAAUGUACAAAAUCACGCCUAUGAAUACGAAUAACUCUGUUGAUGUUAGCAGCUAACAAGAGGUAAUUAGAUUACAGAGGCGACUUCUCGUUCUCCGCCAAGACGUGCUUCCUUUUAAGAUGCUCGUGCAUCGCCGAUGUGCUCCCGUGAAAGGAGAGUUUCACUUUGCAGAUUUUGCACUCUCCAAGCUUAUCUUGUUUUUGUGAAAUUCUCCAAAAUAUUUGAGCUACUGCGCAUGUGCAUCAAGCUGAAAGACAGAAAGCAGCAGCUGAAGGUGCCACAGCAGGCAACAUUUUAAAAAUGCUCAUAGAAUAAUUUACAUCAACUACUGAAUUUAUAGUCAACUAUUUUGUUUGUCGAACGUCAUCGUGACGAAUCGACUAAUCGUGGCUGAACUACAUAAAAGUCUAAAUAGACUGAGUAAUACAAAAGUAAGUGAGAACCAAAACGUGUGCAAAAGAAUUAAAAAGUAGCAGUUAAGAAAAAACAUGUAUUGAAGUUUAAAUAUUUACAUAUAAUUUCAUUUUAAGUUUUAGAGUGAUUUUAUUUUUUGCUUUUGAAAUAAACAGUUUCGCUUCUGAAAUUUUUUGGGAGUUGAUGUAUUUGGGUAUAUUUGGUAUGAGACUGUAUUUUUUAUUGAUCCUUUUGGCACACAUCUUAUUCCAUACAUGUUUAAAUCAUACAUGUAAGGCAAGAAAAAAAAAGACUCCAGUACUGUUUUCUCUAACAGCAUAUAUCACAACCUGUUCCAAGAAAAGUGGACAUUUGUCCCUAAUGUGUUUAUUCAUUCAUGAGGACAAGCAGGAAACUGCAGAGUGGAGGGAACUGGUUUUGACCAGCCUCCACAAGGGAAGCAGUUCUUUGUCAAGUAAGAGGCCGCAGCAUGGUAAACUCGCCAUCCCUGCUCCAAAUUGUUGCAGCAUGCUUUGCUGCUUGAAACACUUUUCCUGUUAAGACCUGGGAUUUAAUAGGAUCAUUUGGAGUAAAUCUGCUACAUCUCCUCCUGCCAGACGUCUCUUACUGCUAAUCUGGCCUUAGCUUUUACAAGCUACACCCUCUUAACGAUCACAAACAUCAUUCGGGCUUUUAUUUUUGCGUGCUGUAAAAUGUAUAUCGCUGACAUAGUUGGCGUUCUUGUUUAGUGUGCAUGACCUGGUUUUAUUUUUCCCAGCUGUUUUCUUUGAUUCUUAAAAAGGGUACUGAGAGUAACAGUGACACCUAGUGGUGCCGUUUUUAGUGAAGUAGUUACGGAAUUUUAUUUGACCUUUGACCUGAAGGAGUUUGCUGCAGGAAUAACCUUCCUACAUGAGGCAAAUUGUAUCAUUUAAAUUUGUUUUAGACACUUAUUUUAGAAGAAAAAGCAAAUAAAGUUAAUAAGUAAACUAGUCCAAAAACGGAAACCUUUGACUGUUGAUAAUUCCGAAUGAUUUUCUAAAACAACAACCCAGAAGUUGUUGAUAAUUAGAGGACCUGAAAGCACUGCCACCAAGUCCUCAAUAUUCUUAUUUUUGUUGAGCUCAGAACCAAACUCCUUCUAUGUGCCUUUAAUGGCAGUAAUGUGGACGUUCUUCCAUUUAGAAUGACGUGCUGCUCACACAAUCACCGCUUCACUCAUGUAGCAAAUGGAUCAGAUAAUAAAACAGUUCUUAGUAAAAGUGUCCUUUGAAUGAGUCUCAGUUUCACAUUCUGUUCUUUAAAACGCCUUAAACAGUGGUUUCAUUGCAAAGAUCCAGGCAGACAUUCGCUCCCUGAGGCCAUUGUGCUUUUGCACGGCACUUUAAAGUGCAGAAAGUGAAGCUUCAGUGUUGAAUGUGUCAACUAGCAAACAGUUUUAAAGAUCUGGGACAAAGGUCAGAGCCAAAAUCGAUGACGAAGGAGAAAUGGUUGCAUUCCUCCUGAAAGUGUCAAAUCUGACACGUUGGUUUGGUGCCAAGUGAAAUGUGUUUUUCUAAUGAUGUAACGGGUGGUUACCGUACGCCUGUGGGAUGUCGAACGGUGUGCGUUUAUAGAAUUGAGGUUGCAGCACGAUCCCUUCUACAGAGAUGAGUUCAUCUUUGUGGUGUAAUGGACAGUUGGUGCAGGGCCAGGCUGGAUCAGGUCUUUUAUGUCUCUCCAAAGUAAAUCUGAUAUCGUAAUGUGGAUCGUUGUGGUGCAGUGCAGUUGUUAGCAACCUGCCUUUCUGCAACACUGAGUCAGAUUAGGAUACAUGUCACAGAAUUAAUUGAGGAAUAAAAGUGCUGGGAGCAUAACAUACUGCAAAGAGCUACAAAAAGAAAAACUGUUUUAGGUUGAAAACUGAAUUGUUAUGACUUUUAUUCAAAUUUGCUAACAUUUCUGACUACAUAUUGAUAUAUGUACUUGGUUUUUUGUGUAAUCUGGUCUAGUUUGUUCCCUCCCAUUUUAGAGGACAUGCCUCUGUAUUUUUCCAUUUAAUUCCUUCUCCUCCAUGACCUUCAGAGUUAUGAGUCGGACACAUUGUCUGUCACUGUCGCCUCUGACUGACUCACACGUUUCACUCCCAGCCCACUCCCUUUCCUCUCACGUCAGCAUUCAAGUGAAGAUCUGAUUCAAACGUCAAGUCAGAUAUUUACAAAAACCAAGAGAAAAGGGGGAAGUUUUCGUCACUUGUCGCUCGGUUUCAAGAAAACACGAGUACUUGUAUUUGACUUUGUCAUGCCAGCAGCAGCUUGUUUUUAUUCAAAUGCAAUAGUGUUAUUUGAGCUUUUUUUUGUUCACUUUUGUUUUUACUUUUCUUGGUGCAAAACUGCAUCUCGUUUGUGUGUGAUGUGUGCCUUUAUGUGUGUGACAACGUUUUCUGUUUGUUUUUUAGACAGAAAUCACUUGUUUGAAUUCUUUAAAGCAGACUGUCUCGUCUGGUUUUCUUGGACACAACUACUGAAGUGACUCGACAAUCUUUCUACAAUAGAGAUGAACUCAAAUGGAUUCAUUACAUUUUGAGAAGGUCAUUUUUUUGUUCUGUUCAUCCAGGAUUUCAGUAUUGAUAAACUAGCGUUGGGUGAAAUGCGUUGUUGCUAAACUGCCAUGGUUAUAAAUAAUCUAUGGCUCUAUGUAAACUUAUUUUUAAUUAAAUGAUUGUAUUUUAGUGUACCUAUUAUCUGUGUCCUGAUGCCUGUAGAUCAGGGACUUAGGAGAACCAUUGUUUUCAGUUGUUUAUUUUUUAUGUAUUUUUCAUUUUUAAAGCAUGAGUUUGUUGACGCUGAACCGGUGUGCUGUAUACGAAAGCCACACACUUAACCCCAAGCAACAGAUCUUUGAAUAUAAGCUAAACUGACACGGCCUUUAUCAAUUUUUUUUUGCCAAGUAAAUAAACACGAGCUUUUUCAGCAUCUGUAAUAGUAAAACUUUGGUUUCUGAAUGAUCAGAUCCUACUUUUGUACCACUCUGACAAAGGACAAUAAAUUAACACUUGAAACUGUAA